This is a messenger RNA of Carcharodon carcharias (great white shark), 2481 nucleotides long. RefSeq names its product podocan (gene podn). Gene Ontology annotation, molecular function: protein binding. The record is from RefSeq and is a predicted model, not a curated record. NCBI's taxonomy places the organism in Eukaryota, Metazoa, Chordata, Chondrichthyes, Lamniformes, Lamnidae. The coding region runs from base 276 to 2045 and encodes 589 amino acids. The transcript is spliced from 10 exons.
CAGACACUGUUGUGAAGCCUUAUUCCUUUAGAGAACUUUGUCGAGGUUGGUACCUUAUCAAGGAUAGAUGCAAGACUUAAAUAUGAUUGUCAAUCCAACCUAAACAGAAGUAAAAUAUUCUGACGCCACCUCAUUACUGAAACGGCGAGCCAGAGUAACCCGGCAGGAAGAAAAGACAAAGCAAUAACUUGAGGUUACACUUGGGACCAUUGUUUGCCUCUGUUCCGCUGAAUAGGCUCUUUAUGCGUUGAUUUUAAACAGACUCAGGAGGUAAAAUGAAUUGGAGAACUGGGUACCCAUUGUUGCUGUGGCUCCUGAGCUUUAGCUGCAGUGCUAUGUGUGAGGAAAAUGAUUUCUCUGACUCAAUGGAGAAUCACACAGGAGGGACAACUGCUCCUGAAGUGCAAGUGUCUUAUUGCCCUCCUGAUUGCAGCUGUAACCUGGAUGGAACCGUAGAUUGUGGUGGGGUGGAUUUAAAGGAAUUUCCCAGGAACUUAUCAAAGUCAAUAUUGCAUCUAUCUUUGCAGAACAAUGCUUUAGAGGUGAUCCCUAUGGAGGAGUUAUCAAGGCUUCAGAAUCUGGAGACUUUUAACUUACAGAAUAACCGGCUUACUUCAAAAGGACUUCCAGAUGACGCAUUUUGUUCUCUUGAGAACUUGUUGUAUUUAUACCUGGCGAAUAAUAAGCUUACAGUUGCUCCAAAAUACUUGCCGAAAACCUUGGUUAGUGCUGACGUUGCAGCAAAUUACCUUACAAAGAUCUAUCCCCUCACUUUUGGGCAGAAGCCAAAUCUAAGGUCUAUCUAUCUCCAUAACAAUAAGCUUACGGAUGCAGGAUUACCUGAUCACAUGUUUAAUGGAUCUGAUGGUGUUGGAAUAUUAAUCAUGUCAAGUAAUUUCUUGAAGUAUGUUCCCAAGAAUUUGCCGAAGGAAUUAUUCAGAUUACAUUUAAAAAACAAUAAACUUGAAAAGAUUCCUAAAGGAGCUUUUGAUAAUCUUUCUAACCUUCGAGAACUGUAUCUUCACAACAAUUACAUAACCAAUGAUGGAAUAGACAACGAAACAUUUUGGAAACUGUCAAGCUUGGAAUACCUGGACUUGUCAAGUAACAAUCUGACUCAAAUACCAAGUGGGUUACCUCGGAAUAUUAUUCUCUUACACUUGGAGAAAAACGCUAUCAAAUCAAUACCUGGUAACUGGCUGACACAAAUAAAAAACCUUGAAUACCUCUUACUUCAUAACAACAAGAUAAAGGCGAAAGCAAUUCACCAACUUGCAUUCAAAGGGCUUAAGAAACUCCAUACCUUUCACCUCUACAAUAAUAUGCUCGAAAGAAUCCCAAGUGGCUUACCACGACGGGUGAAGACUUUAAUGCUUCUCCAUAAUCAGAUCUCAGAAAUUUCCAGAAAUGAUUUUGCUCACACAUAUUUUUUGACAGAGCUCAAUCUGAGUUACAAUAAACUAACGAGUCCCAAAAUCCACCCAGAUGCAUUCCGGAAAAUGAGGCUGCUUGAAUCCUUGGAUUUCUCUGGAAAUAAUCUAAAUGUUGUGCCCAGUGGUCUGCCAAAGAAUUUGCAUGUAUUGAGGCUAAAGGAAAAUGAAAUAAAUUCAAUUCCUGAUGGCUCACUCUCAGGAAUGACAAAACUGAAGGAGCUCUUCUUGAGUAAUAACAAACUUAAACUGAACUCCAUCUAUCCAGGAGCAUGGAAACAAUUGUCUAAUCUACAGCUUUUGGAUCUGUCAGGCAAUCAGCUCUCUUAUGUUCCUUAUGAUCUGCCAGAGUCUCUUGAAUAUAUUUACCUCCAAAACAAUCAGAUUUCUGUCAUCCCAGAAGAUGCUUUUGAAUCGACACCAAACAUCAAAGGAAUUUUUCUUAGAGACAACCGACUCACAACGAGUAGAGUAAAAGAAACUGCAUUUGAGAAGCUGAAGUUCUUACAAGUGCUGGAUAUGGGAGCAUACUCUGAGUCCUCUUCCACAUCCAAAAAGGAUGAUGGCACCUCAGGAUACAAUUUAGAAAAUGAUAGUGAACAGAAUGAUAAGUAAUUAUACAUGGAAAAUAACCAUCACAUUUAGUGUUGUGUUUUCCAUAUACUAUUUGUUGGCUGGCAUUGCUAAGUAGAGGUAACCUGAAAUAACUAUUACUGCCUCCUCCAAAUGGUCCCUACUUCUCUAAACUCCACCAAAUGUCCCCAUCAUAUGAUGCCCUUACCUCCCUGUUCUCCUCCUUCUUCCUCCACACUCAAUCAUCUUAACUAUACAGCCCAUCUAUUUCCUUGAUGUCCACACAUCCAUGCUCUUGACUAGUCAGCUUGACUUCUUCAGUCUCAUGCUUGCUGACAUUAUAGAAACAUCGAAAAUAGGAGCAGGAGGAGGCCAUUCGGCCCUUCGAGUCUGCUCCACCAUUCAUUAUGAUCAUGGCUGAUCAUGCAACUCAAUAACCUGCUCCCGCUUUCUCCCCAUACCCUUUGAUCCCUUUCGC